This is a messenger RNA of Humulus lupulus (European hop), 1746 nucleotides long. RefSeq names its product probable membrane-associated kinase regulator 1. The coding region runs from base 124 to 1326 and encodes 400 amino acids. Gene Ontology annotation, molecular function: kinase inhibitor activity. NCBI's taxonomy places the organism in Eukaryota, Viridiplantae, Streptophyta, Magnoliopsida, Rosales, Cannabaceae. The record is from RefSeq and is a predicted model, not a curated record. Gene Ontology annotation, cellular component: plasma membrane. The transcript has a single exon.
AAAGCCUUCAUCUAAAAAUCUCAGCAAAAUUUGAAUUAUAAUAAUAGCAUACUUCUACUACUACUUCUCAAUAAUAACACUUUCUUCUUUUGUAUAUUGAGAGACUAUAAUGUAGCCACAAAAAUGGGGAGGAGAACAACAAGAGAAGGAGAGCACCACAACCGCCGCCACCACCACCCCAAAUCACAAACUCUACCACCAUCGCCGUCACACUCGUUCUCCUCGUCGUCCUCAUCCGACUUCGAGUUCACCAUCUCCGUCUCGCCACGGAAGUCCUCCACCGCUCACUGCCGACCCGCCGACGAGCUCUUCUACAAGGGCCAACUACUUCCACUCCACCUCUCCCCACGCCUCUCCAUGGUUCGAACCCUGUUACUCGCGUCCUCAUCCACCUCCUCCUCCUCCGACGCCAGCACCACCACCGCCUCACGUGACUCCACCGGUAGUAGCACUUCGAACGAGUCUCACUCCUCCUUCAACAGCGACCUCGUUCUGCUAGCUUCUGCGGAGUCUUGUGACUCUUCCAGACCAAGCUCGGUUACUGAUCAGGAAGAAGAGUUCAAACGCCUCGCCACCACCGCUCACGGCGGCGGCAUUAAUAACUUUAUUAAUAAUGCCGUUCAUAUCAAGAAGAGUAAUAACAGUAAGUACUUCUCUCUGGCGAGAUUCUCAUCCGUUUUCAAGAAGGAGCCUAAGGCGACGGCGGUGGUUUCUCACCACCGUGACCCGGAUAACGUACCCGGGCUAUCUGGGUCGUCUUCUUCCUCCGUUAAACGAAUGAGCACAACGGCGAAAGAGGUUAUAAGAAAAUACAUGAAGAAAGUUAAGCCUCUGUACGAGAAAUUGUCGCAAAAGCAAGGGGCGGCGGCGGCCGUAGUGCAGCAGCUGGAGGAGGAGCAUGAACAUCAACGACAACAAAAACUCGGUCGUUUAAUGACAGCUCCGGCUAUCAAAACGACGUCGUUUUCUUCCUCAAAGUCAACGACGACUAAAUGUACGAAACCACUAUCAUCAUCAUCAUCAGGCAAUAAUUAUCAUAGUAAUAAAGAUCACGGAGCGUUUUCUCACUCGUUCUCCGGGAAUUUGAGGUACCCAAGAAGGAAAAGCUGCAUCUCGAGCUGCCCAUCUUCGAUACGGUCCUCGCCAAGCCACUCCGGCGUGCUUUGCCGACCAGGUUUCGCCGGCUCCGGCGGCUCCAGAGGCGGCGGUGGAAGUGGUUACAAUGGGGAUAUGAAUACGAAUGCAUCUUCAUCCAUGGAGGAACUACAGAGUGCAAUUCAAGGUGCCAUAGCUCAUUGCAAGAACUCUUUGUUGACUCAGAACUAGACUAUGGCGGUCAGUAAUGAGAUUUGAAGUUAAUAAUAGUAAUAUUAAUAUAUAUUAUCAUUAUUAUUAAUAAUUAACGAUAAAAGUUGAUUAAAUCUUUUUAUAUAUAUAAUUAACUGGUCGAAAGAAAAAAAAAAUAUUAUUAUCUUCAAAUUUCGUGUCCUUAAUUUUUGUCUUUUUCUAAGUGUUUGUUUUGUAGGAUGAGUAUAUCGAUGAUCUUUGUAGCCAGAAAAUAUCAUGUCAUUUAGAAGCCCAAAAAUACUAGAGUACUUAUUUUUAUUUUUAUUAAAUUUUAAAUGGUUGCAUGUGAAUUAUGUAACGGUAUUCUGUAACGGUGAUUUGGAUUUUGUUCAGAAAAUGAGAAUCGAUAAUGACCGAAGUCUGUGAAUGUUUUUAUUAUAAAUUUUGGAAUUUGUACUC